AUGGAGGAAGAAGUUAAGGGGCAAAGUAAGGCCGCCGAGGUUGAACGCACCAAACGCAUAGAUGCUGCACGGACCCUCAAAGCUUCCGAGACUGACCUCAUGAAGGCUAGGGAGGACUUAAAGGAGGCUGCCCGAGCCAGGGAUAGUGUCGCGGCAGGUUUGACUGGUGCCCAAAAGCAGGCCGAGGAACAGACAAAACGCCUACUCGCCGCCGAGGAUCAAUUGCAGAUUGCUAAGGAGCAGAUCAGCGAUUUGAAAAAGCAACUGAUCGAGGCAAAUAAUGUUAAGGGCGUGGCGAAAUUUGCCAAGGACGAAGCCGUGAGGGCCAAACAGGAGGCUGAGUUUGCCAGAACUGAGGCCGAAGUGGCCAGGGACAAGGCCGAGGAGAAGGGUUACGAGGCGGGGGUUUGGGAAGAGGCCCUUAGACGAGCUGGGGUGGAAGUUUCGUCCGACUUGUGGAAGGCGGAGAGCAUAUUUUAUCCUCCAGCCAUCCGUGAGACCGCCUCCGCCAGCUCCGAGGCUACGAGUGAUCCACACGAGGCAGGGGCUGCUCAGUCAGAAGUUGCUCAGAUCAUCGUCCCUCUUGGCGAGUCGACUGAAGGAAGAGAGCCUCAUGAUGCGACAGAAGCACCUGGAGGUCUGAAUCCCGAGAUGUCUAAAGAGGGUGCCGAGCCUACGGUCAAUGCUCAGAUCUUGGGUGCCCAGGAGCCCGCCAUCUUUGUUCAGCCCCUACAGGCCAUUCCCUUUACUGAUGUCCCCAAGAGCAUCGAAACUGACCCUGCUCAGCCUUCCCAAGAAGGGGAUGUCUCCUAG
Molecule: messenger RNA, 813 nt
Organism: Quercus robur (English oak)
Lineage: Eukaryota; Viridiplantae; Streptophyta; Magnoliopsida; Fagales; Fagaceae
Exons: 2
Coding region: 1-813 (270 amino acids)
Source: RefSeq, a predicted model, not a curated record